AUGCAGCCGAAGGAUCAGGGCCUUUCGGAACCUCUAGCGGGGGCGUUGGGGGGGCGGCGGCUGGUGUUUCGGAAGCGGUGCCCGCCGCCCAAGUGCUGCAAAGUGGUGGAGCAGGUGGCUCGGACGCGAGUGCGCGAAAAAGCAUUUCAAAAGGCCCCGAAAAGCCCCAACUUGAACUCAGGAAAGGCCCUGAGGAGCUCCCUAGAGAGGGGCAGCAGCCUCUCCGAGGCCUCCCUGCGGGCUGCAGCAGCAGCGGCGCUCGCGGGCCUCGCCGAUCGCUCUUCUGCGGAAAAGCUGCUGCAGGAAAAAGCCAAGUCGGACUUGUUUGCUGCUGAACAGCAGCAAAAGGCGGCGCGCAAGGAGCUGCAGCAGCUGCUCGCAGCAGACCGCCGGGACGAGGACAGGGCCCGCGACUUCCAGCAGCAAAGAGUCGAAGCUGCAGCAGCAGACGCGCAGCAGCAGCAGCAACUUGCAGACUCUCUCCACUUCGAAGAAAAGAAAGCAGCAGAUGCACUGCAGCAGGAACUUGCUGCUCUCGACGCAGAGGUGGCGGCCACAGAGACAGACGCAGCAGCAGCAGGCGAAAAGCUCGACGCGCUCAUUGCUGCUGCUGCUGCUGCAGCAGCAGCAGGCCCUCAAAAGCCCCAAGACGUAGCGCAGCAGCUCGAGCAAGCAGCAGCGCAUGCAGAAGCAGAAAAGAAGCAGCAGCAAACCGAAGAAGCCACUCGAGUGGCGACAAUUGCAAAACACAUCAACCAGAAGUCCCAAAAGCUGCUCGAAGACGCAGCAGCAGCAGCAGCAAGUGCAGCAGCAGAAGAGGAGCCUCCUGCUGCGCUGCAGUCCGUGGGCGCUGUCGAAGCAAAAGUGCUCUCAGCAGCACAAGAAAGCGAAGAAGAGGAGCAGCAGGAACUGGAAGAAAAGGAGCAGCAAACGGCUCCUUUUGCUGCACAAAAAGCCGAAACCGAAGAGGAAAGCGAAGCAGCAGCAGAAGCAGCAGAAGCAGCAGCAGCAGCAGCAGCAACAGCAGCAGAGAAAGAGCCCGCAGCAGAGAAAUCUGAAUCGGAGGAGGCCGAGGAAGCUGCAGCAAACGAAGAACCUGAGGAGCAGGAAGGCUCUCAGGACAAUGCAGAGGAAGAACUCCCCGAGUUCUGGUUCGGCAACCGAGGAAGAGAAGACCAGCAGCAGCAGCAGCAGCAGCAGCAGCAGCAAAAUGGCGCGAAACAAAAACUCUGGUGGCAGUACAUGCUGGGCUGA
This is a messenger RNA of Eimeria tenella, 1254 nucleotides long. RefSeq lists its product as uncharacterized. The coding region runs from base 1 to 1254 and encodes 417 amino acids. NCBI's taxonomy places the organism in Eukaryota, Apicomplexa, Conoidasida, Eucoccidiorida, Eimeriidae. The record is from RefSeq and is a predicted model, not a curated record. The transcript has 4 exons.